Messenger RNA from Haliotis rufescens (red abalone), 6918 nucleotides. RefSeq names its product DNA excision repair protein ERCC-6-like. Gene Ontology annotation, molecular function: ATP-dependent chromatin remodeler activity; ATP binding. The record is from RefSeq and is a predicted model, not a curated record. The coding region runs from base 187 to 4203 and encodes 1338 amino acids. Gene Ontology annotation, biological process: transcription-coupled nucleotide-excision repair. NCBI's taxonomy places the organism in Eukaryota, Metazoa, Mollusca, Gastropoda, Lepetellida, Haliotidae. Gene Ontology annotation, cellular component: nucleus. The transcript is spliced from 22 exons.
GCGAAGUGCGAGGUUAGCACUUCUCAUCACGGGAGAUAGUUUUGCUUUUACGUGACGUUACACAUGUGUUGGCCAAGCAUUUCUGUUUCCCAAUCGCGUCGUCCUGAAUUUAGGAACCCCAGUCAGACCUAAUUGAUGAGAAAUAAAAAGGUGGACUUACUUUAAUCGGAAGAAAGCAGUGACACAAUGAUGGCAUCCGCGGCAACAGGACUAGGUGCUCAGAGAUCUGCCAUUUUGAUUGAAGCUGAACCCAUAGCAGGACCAUCCAGUAUGGAUGAUGAUAUGGAAGAAGGGGAGGUGGCCGAGGAGAAGAAGGCAGGCUUCCAUGUCAACACAAGACUCAUCCCCAAGGCUCUGCUCGAAGAACACUCAGAGCUAGAAGGUCUGGGACUUGGUGUCUUCAACCAGCAGGAUUUCGAAGAUGGUGUGAUGGCCCAGGCGGACCAGGCUAUGGCGUUGCAGGAAGAGGAGAGGUUACGUCGAAUUCUUACGAAAGAGAUGACAGCCGUUGAGGACGACUUCAAAAUGGCCAAUCAGGAAUUGACUCACAUCAAUAAAGUGAUGGAAUCAAUGCCUCAGUCCAUUGAGGGAGUCAGUCGAGAUGUGAGGCACACAAUAGAAGCUAUUAAGAAACAGAGAGACAAUAAGCUGAAGCAUCUGAAAAAGUUGGAAUCAAGGAAGAGCGUAUUGCAGACUAAGAUGGACAAUGUCAAGAUUGAUGCAGGUGUGCUGGUAGCGCCACUCGGACAACAAGGAGAAGAUCUUGAAGCAGGUUUGACAUCUGGAAAAAAGAGAGAAUCGGAGAGAGACAGGAUGAUAAGACUUGGUCACAUGACUCCCUUUGGAACAAUUAUCAAGAACAAGAAACAAGCCAAACCUAAACAGCGAACAACCACUUCAAAGGAUGGUGCAAGCAAGACAAAACAUAAACUGUCUGCCAAUGGUAAAUCAGGUGUGAACCACAGUGUUGACGGUCAGUCUCCUGUGAAGAAGAGGAAGAGUGAGAAGUCUAACCUGUUUGAUGCGAGGGACCAUAAGUUGUAUGAUCGGGAGACUGACUACACUCAAGCAAGGUACCAACGUCGAGGGAGAAGGAGUUAUGGGAAUGGAGAAGCAUCAUUUGGAGAUGAAGAGAGUGACCGGGAUGGCAGCGGUGAUGAAUGGCAGCCAUCAGAGCAGGCCAUUGAGGAGGAGGAUGAUGCACUAGAGCUAUUAGAGAGGAGGAAGGAACGGAAGGCGUUUCUACCAGAGAGGCAUGUUCCCCCGGCAUAUGUUGAUGGUGUCGCGAAGCGGCAGAUAAUGAAGGUGAAGAAAGACACCAGCAUCCACAAGGCCAAGGAUGAUGGGGAUGAGAGAUUCUACCAGAGGAGACUGAAGGAAUACCAGAGGACUGAGCUGCUGAAGAAGUUUGAGCGCGAGUCAAAGAUGGAUGCGAGAGGGGACGAUGACAAUGACUCGGAGGAGGACGAGGAAUUUGAGGGAGGACUCCAAGUGCCAGGAUGUAUCUGGAAAAACCUCUACCAGUACCAGAGAGUGGGGGUGCGAUGGUUGUGGGAGCUCCACUGCCAGGAGGCUGGUGGUAUUGUUGGCGAUGAGAUGGGACUUGGCAAAACCAUUCAGACUAUUGCAUUCCUGGCAGCUCUCAAAUACAGCAAACUGCGCAACAAAAACUUUCCAUAUUCGGGCCUGGGACCAUGUGUGAUUGUAUGUCCAGCGACUGUGAUGCAUCAGUGGGUGAAGGAGUUUCACAAAUGGUGGCCUCCAUUCCGGGUGGCAAUUCUGCACUCAUCUGGUUCGUACAGUGGCAAGGAGCGUGACUUGGUGUACGGGGUGGUGCGGAACCAGGGGGUGCUGGUCACCUCCUUCAGCACCCUGGUCAUCCACCAGGACGUCGUCCUGCCCUACAACUGGCACUACGUCUUCCUGGACGAGGGACACAAGAUACGCAACCCAGAUGCUCAGAUCACGCUCGCCUGUAAACAGUUCCGCACGCCGCACCGAGUCAUCCUCUCCGGCUCCCCCAUACAGAACCACUUGAAGGAGCUGUGGUCACUGUUUGACUUCAUCUUCCCCGGCAAGCUGGGCAUGCUCCCCGACUUCUUGCAGCACUUCUCCGUGCCCAUAGUGCAGGGAGGCUAUGCCAACGCCACCCAGGUCCAGGUGGAGACCGCCUACAAGUGUGCCACCGUUUUGAGAGAUACGAUCAAUCCGUUCCUGCUGCGCAGAAUGAAAGCUGAUGUCAAAGUAGGCCUGAAUCUACCUCAGAAGAAUGAACAGGUGCUGUUCUGCCGGCUGACGGAGGAGCAGAGGGAAGUGUAUCAGGAGUACCUCGACUCCCGGGAAUGUCAGGCCAUCCUCUCCGGCAAGUACAAGAUAUUUGCUGGUCUGAUCACACUGCGGAAGGUGUGUAAUCAUCCUGACCUGUCCACAGGUGGGCCCCGGAUCCUGGUGGGCGAGGACACUCAUGGGGAUGAGACGCUGGACUAUGGCUUCUACAAACGAUCAGGGAAGAUGAUGGUGGUGGAGGCGCUUCUGAAGCUGUGGCAGAAGCAAGAACACAGGGUCUUGCUGUUCAGUCAGAGUAGAACGAUGCUGGACAUCAUGGAGUUUUUUGUUCAGAAGCAUAUGUAUUCCUACCUCCGUAUGGAUGGGACCACACCCAUUUCUUCCCGGCAGCAGCUCAUUGACCAGUUCAAUAAGGAUCCAUCCAUCUAUGUGUUUCUGCUGACAACGCGAGUCGGGGGUCUGGGUGUGAAUUUGACUGGAGCGAACCGUGUGAUAAUCUUUGACCCGGACUGGAACCCCAGCACCGACACCCAGGCUCGUGAGAGGGCGUGGAGGAUCGGACAGAAGAAGCAGGUCACCAUCUACAGGCUUCUCACAUCUGGCACCAUCGAGGAGAAAAUAUACCACAGGCAAAUCUUCAAGCAGUUUCUAACAAACCGUGUGUUGAAAGAUCCUAAACAACGUCGCUUCUUUAAAUCCAAUGACAUCUAUGAACUAUUUACCUUGACUGAUCUUGGAGAUGGUGAGGGCACGGAGACCAGCGCCAUCUUUGCUGGGACUGGGUCAGAUGUCACGGUCCCAAGGCCAGUGAAGAAACAAGAGACAGCAAAGUCAAAAGUCAACAGGUUUGAUGAAAUGAAAAAGGAAUCUAAAUCCUCAAAAGAAGAUUCGUUUGAAAAUACUUUUGACACAGAUGAGAUUCAGCGUAUGCGAGAGAUGGCCAGGAUGUUGAGUCAGAGGAUGGAGAAGGAUAAGAACAACACCAAGAGUGAGUCCGGUGGAGCCCUGAAUGGGGCACAUGCUGCCUCAAAGCGAGACAAUGAUCACAAAACACCCCUCGCAAAGGACACCCUCAGGGAUGUGGAUAGGAAGCAAAAGAAAAAAAAGAAGAAGAGGAAGAGAGAUGCCAAGUUUGAGGGUGAACGGAUCCCCCAUCUCGACCGAAAAAGUGACUACAAGGACAAGGAUGAGGAUGCAGACCAGAAGAAGAACGACGACUACGUCUUGCAGGAACUCUUCAAGAAAACAGGAAUCCAGGGCGCACUGCAGCAUGACAAGAUCAUGAGCUCCGGACGACCCGACUUUGCUCUGGUGGAGGCUGAGGCAGAGAAAGUGGCCAAACAGGCCGUGGCUGCACUGAAGAAGUCUCGAUCUCACUGCUACUCCGCCCUGGACGGAAUCCCAACAUGGACGGGGCAGCACGGUGGGGGAGCCAAACCUAAAUUUGGAAAGAAGAAAAACAGCCUCCUUGCUGACAAGAUCAAACCCACGACGCCACCACCACCAUCUGCUACUGUAUCUAAGAUGCCGGAGAAGUCUAACGAAGACAAGAUGUUUGAUGGAAGUAUGUCCGGGGCAGUGGCCCUGACAGCCAAUGCGGCAGUCAUGUCGUCCGAUGACCUCCUGUCAAAGAUGAGGCGCAGACACAAUCUGUCAAAGCAGGGGGAUGAGGAUAUUGGCGGAAACCCUGACAAGGUUGACACAAAAGACCUUGACCUUAUGACAGACAUUCGGAACUAUAUUGCAUUCCAGUGUCACAUCGAUGGACAGGCGGCAACGCGGGAACUACUCGAUCAGUUUGGUCCUCGCUUGCCAAAAGGGGGCGCUGCAUGCUUCAAGGCAAUGCUCAAUCAGAUCUGUGACCUUGACAAGUCAAGUGGUGUUGGAAUAUGGAGACUGAGAACUGAGUUUAGAUGAUGAUUAUCUGGGGUUUUAAUUUUGCUUGACAGGAUUGAGAUGAAGUUGGCCACAGACAGUGCAAACUGGAAGGACGACAAGUUGCACAGACUGAAAUCUUCAGUUAAUGUAAUUCAGAUAGUGGGUAAAGAACUGCACAGAAAAUAUGGACAAAUUAUACUGCUUAAUGCAUGAGUGGGUUCAUGGAACUUUUGUAUUGAAGCACAUACACAUACACACACACAUACACUCACACACACACACACGCACACACAAACACAACGAAAUGAAACAUGGUCAUAGAAUUGGUCUCUGUGACACUGCUAGCAUUUUAUGAAAGAGAGCAUUAAGGCUUAAAAAAAAAAAAUUGGUUCUCAGGCAAUGGCUUUUUUUCUUUUGGUGGUUCAAACUAGUAUGAAACCAAAUACUAGUUGUGGAACCAAAUAAACAGUUGUGUACAAUCAACCUGGAAAAGGGCCUCCCUACGUUAAUGUAUUCCUUGAUGAGUUAAAUACUGAAAUACAGUUUUUGACUACAGUUGGACUGGGAAUAUUAAAGGAUUUUUUUUGUUUUUUUCUAUGGAAAUAAAAACAAUAUGUGCGGCGAACUUUAUGAUGAUGCAAGCGGUGCCUGAGAACCAUGACUAUAAUUUUUAUUUAUAUAUGUUUACUUGUUAAUGGUAUACAUGGGUGUAUGCAUCAAAUAUUUUGUUAGUUCUGCCAGUGACAACCUCAGGGGCAUUAUUAGUUACUUAGUUGGUUUAUCAUUGAUGUUCACCUGUUAACAGUGUCCCAGGGAUAUUAUUUGUUGGUUCCUCCUAUGAUUUACCUGUCCUUGAUCAGGUAACAGAAAAAGUGUUAUUGCUUUGCUGUCAUAUAACAUGUGAUUGUUCCCAGUUUCAGUGUUAACUUUAGAGAGAGUGAUCACUAAUCACAGAAACUCACAGUGAAACAAGCGUUACUGUCAAGUGUCAUGUCACAUCUCUGCUUCAACAGUUUCAAAAGAACUUUAAACCUAAAUGUAAUGCUUGUUUGUUCAUUAACAUCAAGAUGGCAGAUUGGGAGCCAGAGAUUAAAUAAUUUUUUACACAGACCAGCUAAUGACAGUGCUGCUGGAUGACAUGGAUGCUACUCAUGAGGCAACUCACCCUUCUGCUGGGGAUGUCCCCUACACUGUCACAUGACCAUGGGCGCCAUGGUUACCAGAUCCACCACUGAUGCAACUCACCCUUCUGCUGGGGAUGUCCCCUACACUGUCACAUGACCAUGGGCACCACGGUUACUAGGCCCACCCUGGAUGCAGCACAUCCUUCUGCUGGGAAUGUCCCCUACACUGUCACGUGACCAUGGGUGCCAUGGUUACCAGAUCCACCACUGAUGCAACUCACCCUUCUGCUGGGGAUGUCGCCUACACUGUCACAUGACCAUGGGCACCACGGUUACUAGGCCCACCCUGGAUGCAGCACAUCCUUCUGCUGGGGAUGCAAAAUCAGGCAGCAAACGAGGAAUAAUAACAGGAAACUAUCAGUUUCACCCACUCACUUGCUCUAUCCCAUUUGUCAUCACUUUACUGCAACUUCAGGGAGCAAUAUAAUAUACUACGUCAUGGUUGUAGUACCGUUGUAAUACUUACAAAAAUAAGAGUUCCUACUUGCACAUGGGAAACUGUCCUACUAUUGUAGAUGUGGGCUAAUCAGUGCAACCAGGGAAAUGUUUUACCUUGGUAACUACUGCUCAGGAUCCAUCAUUUAUUGAGAAAGUCAUGAACUGUUUCAUGAUAAUGAUCACAACCUCAGUAAUUGUAUAUGUUGAGUUUCAGGAAAGGACAGGGUAUGAUAAGGAGAUUUUUUGGCCCACAGGUUCUGUAAAAUUUAAGAAAUGAAACAUUCAGAUAUUAUGAAAGUUAUCAGAUAUGUUCACAUGAAUGAGAACUAGACUUUGUUCACGUUUUGGACCUAGCACAACACUAAAUGUGUACUCUAGGUUAAAGUGUGUCAAAAGGGAUGAUUUUGGUUGUUUUCAAUUUGUAUUUUUUGUGAGCAAGUGUUUGACCCAAGAUCAUUCUCCUGGGAGAUGCAGAUAAAGACAGUACAAACAUACUGUAAUAAGUUCAUCUCGGGUCACAGACGUGCUCAUAACUAGAUUUCCUGUUGAAAUAGGAGAAAAAUAGGCCUUUUUUCUCAUUGUAGCCAUUCUUAUGUAUUUAAUGAUGCCAGAAGUGAAAAACUUACAAAUCUCAGAAUGAAAAAAGGCUAGUUGUCAACAAUUUGAAUAUAUGAUUUACAUAAUAAUGUUACAAAGUUUUCCGUAUAUAAAAUUGGACAUUUCCUUUAGGCUAGAAACAUCUCUUAUCCACCUCGUCCUUUUUGAGAGACCGAAAGCUGUUGUUUCAUCUCAUUAAUGGCAGUUGAUGAUUGAUUUUACAUGGCUGGUUAUGAGGGUUUGAUGGUAUUUUUCAUAUAUUCAGAUGUCUCACUCCGUGGAUAAGACUUCCAUUAUUCUCUGUCAUAAGAUGUCGUCUUUUGAAAUGUCCUACAUCUUGUAUACCAGCUUGCAGCAACACCCUCAGGGACCUGCAGCAACACGUCCGAGUGUGACCUUUCUAGUUCAUCAUACUUAAUGUUGAUUUAUUACUGUGAUAUUUUCAUAAACAUUUAUGUAUAUUUGAACAUUUCAUGAAUCAUGAAUGUAUUGCUGUGCAAUCAGAUCAUCAAAAGAAAUAAAUUUUGUACAUACA